Molecule: messenger RNA, 3240 nt
Organism: Priceomyces carsonii
Lineage: Eukaryota; Fungi; Ascomycota; Pichiomycetes; Serinales; Debaryomycetaceae
Gene: ATC1
Product: alpha,alpha-trehalase
Exons: 1
Coding region: 1-3240 (1079 amino acids)
Biological process (GO): trehalose catabolic process
Cellular component (GO): fungal-type cell wall
Molecular function (GO): carbohydrate binding; alpha,alpha-trehalase activity
Source: RefSeq, a predicted model, not a curated record
AUGAGUAUAAAUAUGGAGUCUCGAGGUCAAAGUAGUUGGUACUAUAUCGGAGAAGGGGAUACACUUACCAAUACUUUGUCAAAAAAAAAAGAAUUUGUUGCAAAAGUAAUGAUUUUAGUGAACACUUUGUUAUUCUUUUUCUUCCACGCAUACUAUAGGUUGCAUUCUAAUGCAUUCCCCUUGUCGAUGGAGGAUAUGGAAUCCAAUAAUGAAUUAACCUCACGUUCUGCUAUUGAAAUGGAAAGGACCAAGUUAUUUGAGCUCAUCAACAGCCCAUCCAAUAAGCUAUUGUUUUACCAGUUGCAAUAUUCAGAAGAUGCCUUUUAUGAUAUUGAAUCGAAUAUUGUGGGAACAGCUCAUUUCUCCAAGUAUAACCAGUACCAGAGACAGCCCUACGUGGCUAAUGGCUAUUUUGGGAGCAGAAUUCCAAAUCUUGGACAGGGCUUUACUUAUGACCAAAAUGAAAACCACACUUCAGAAGACUUGAGGAACGGCUGGCCAUUGUUCAACAAGAGAUACUCCGGUGCUUUUAUAAGCGGAUUUUAUGAUAUUCAAGCAAAAGUUAAUCAAACUAAUUUUCCUGAAUUGUAUGCUAAUGGAUAUGAAAGUAUCAUUUCUGCAAUACCUCAAUGGACGACUUUAGAGAUAUCUACUAUUAAGAAUGGUACCGAAUAUACUCUUGAUCCUUCUCUUGUCUCUGAAAAGCAAGGAACGAUUACCAAUUAUGUUCAAAGACUUUCAUUGGAGGAUGGCAUUGUUACUACAGAAUAUACAUGGUUGGAUUUAUUGCAUAUAAAAGUCAGUGUAUUGGCACAUCGAUCUGAACUUAAUUUAGGAAUUGUUGAUCUAAAAAUCAGCAAUAUAGAUAGCGAUCCUAUUAACAUUAAAGUUGAAGAUAAACUUGAUUUCUCAUCUUCGCAAAGGUGCCAGUUGGUGGAUGCGAAUUUUGAUCAAGAUGGCAUCUAUAUGGUUUUCCAACCACACGAGGUUCCUUAUGUAAAUGGGGUGAUCUACUCAAGGUUACUUCGCUCUGACGUUAUUAAGAGUAAGGUUUCGGAGGCUGCAUCGCAAUAUUCAACCUUUCAACUUGACGCUUUCAAGUCUACUCGGGUUACGAAAUAUGUAGGAAUCUCAACUUCCGAUUUGAACCCAGAAGAGUUGUCCACUGCAGAUAAAGUUCUUCAGCACUCUAAAAAUGCUACAUAUUCUUCGUUGAAUACUGAUGAAUUGGAGAAUGCUCAUAAGUCUGCAUGGCAUGAAUUACUUGGGUCAUCGGUCAGUAUCAAUUUUGCUCACGACGAUCUAAUGACGCUAGCCUCAAGGGCCUCAUUAUAUCAUUUGGCGGCCAAUUCGAGAGCUUAUGCAGAUGGCGUUACCGCUGCUCUUCCUGUUGGAGGAUUGAGCUCGGACAGUUAUGGCGGCAUGGUAUUUUGGGAUACAGAUCUCUGGAUGCAUAAUGGAAUGCUUCCUUUUUUCCCGUCACAUACCAGAAGCAUUGUUAACUACCGUCUAUUUACACACGAGCAAGCAAAAAAGAACGUUCCUGAGGGUAGCGAUGGCGCAGUUUACCCUUGGACAUCUGGAAGGUUUGGCAAUUGUACAUCGACUGGCCCUUGUAUUGAUUAUGAGUAUCACAUUAACAGUGCUGUUGCCCUGGCAGCCUUGAAUUUGUUUUUGAGUGGCUCUACAGACGAGGACUUUUUGUUUGAGACAGUUUAUCCUUUGGUGAAUGAUGCUGCUACUUUUCUUUCUGAUUACGUGGUAAAAUAUAAUUCAAGUGUGAAUAAAUAUGUCACUCACAAUUUGACAGACCCGGACGAGUAUGCCAAUCACGUCGACAACGGAGCAUACACUAAUGGAGCUAUUAGUUUAUUGAUGAGGUGGGCCACAGACAUAUCAGAGCACCUCAAUAUAACAGUAGAUGAUAAAAUUAACGAUAUUGUUGGAAAUAUGUACUUGCCCACUUCAGGAAAUACUGAUAAUAUUACCUUAGAGUAUUCUGGAAUGAACUCUUCGGUAGGUAUUAAACAGGCCGAUACAAUUAUGUUGACUUAUCCUCUCGAAAAUGAGCUCAUCAGUGAUGAGCAAGCUUACAAGAAUAUGCAAUUUUAUGCGAUGAAGCAAGUAAGCUAUGGACCUGCAAUGACCUUUCCCAUUUUUUCGAUUGUUUCUUCAAAGGUAUCCGAAGUAGGUUGUUCCUCUCAUUCAUAUUUGCGAAAAGCGGUUCAGCCUUACCUUAGAGCACCAUUUGCUCAAUUUUCGGAGCAAAACAAUGAUAACUUUUUGGAGAAUGGCGGAACGCAUCCAGCGUUUCCUUUCAUGACAGCUCAUGGUGGGUUCUUACAGGCAGUUGUUAAUGGACUCACCGGUCUUAAAUUUGACUUUGAAUUGGAAAGAGGUCAAAUUGUUCGUUAUUUAGAGCUAGAUCCUGUUUCAUUAGGUACAUUUGAAAAUGAUUUGAAAAUUGAUGGAAUAAAGUAUUUCAAUCAAUCCAUUUCUUUAUCAGUCAAUAGUACCUCACUCAUAGUUGAAAACUUAGGACCAAUUAAUAGUUUCGCUCCUGACGAAAUUAAGAUAAUAAUAAAUGAGAGAAAUCCUAAAAAUGGAAAGUAUACAUUGAAACAUGGUGAGAAGCUUGUCGUACCCUUAUAUACGCCAGAAAAGAGCAUAUCAUGCUCUAUCUCAGAAUGUGAUGCUGCCACAUUUUUGAAUAUUACCGGUGGCGUGACAGGUGAACAAGCCAGUCUGAUGAACGAUGGUGAUAACUCUACGUACUGGCAGGCGCAAUUUUAUAAUUCUACCGCAAAAGUCUUGGUGGACUUGAAGAGGGAUACUAAUAUCACAGGAGGUUAUAUUAAUUGGAACGAUAAGCCGCCGCAGUCAUGGUCACUAUCCAAAUUGGAUGCUACUAGCGGUGUGAAAAGCACCUACGAUUUUUUAAGUAAGGUUAACUUUGGUAAUGAUGUGUUCAAGUAUUUCCAAGAUAGAAAAAACGACACAAUCUUGAAUCAGGACGACGUGUUUACGAGCAUAGUAAAUGAAAACGUUCAGAUAUCUGCUCCAUAUGAUGAAAAAGAUUCUUCUGAGGUUGAACUUCCCGACAAUUUAAAUGCAACUUACUUUAAUAUUGAACAGGGCUCAGUAGGAAGAUUUUUCUUGAUACAAAUGGACGGUGUACACGAUGAAGAUUCUUCCGGGGAUGGAGAAGGUGCAAAGAUCGCAGAGAUUGCUUUCUACUAG